This is a messenger RNA of Aspergillus glaucus CBS 516.65, 2526 nucleotides long. RefSeq names its product putative Rho GTPase activator (Sac7). The transcript is spliced from 3 exons. Gene Ontology annotation, cellular component: cell cortex. Bases 1 to 2526 code for a protein of 841 amino acids. Gene Ontology annotation, biological process: regulation of fungal-type cell wall organization; signal transduction; activation of GTPase activity. The record is from RefSeq and is a predicted model, not a curated record. Lineage: Eukaryota; Fungi; Ascomycota; Eurotiomycetes; Eurotiales; Aspergillaceae. Gene Ontology annotation, molecular function: GTPase activator activity.
AUGGUGACGGGAAAACCGGAGCCCUUCCAGGCCUUCGCGCCCACCUCUCAACCUGUCGCUUUCUCGCCUCCGUCCAAACGAGAUCUCACUUCCUGGUGGAGGCAGUUCAAGAGGAAUACCCGCAAAGAGGAAGUCAAAGGUACUACAACCUCUAUCGACUCCCUUGAAUCUCACCAUCAUCUCUUCAUGGCUGGCGCUAACGGUUCCUGCGUUAUAAAAAAAAAAAUAGAUAUACCUCGAGGAAUCUUCGGUAUUCCUCUCAACGUCAGCAUCAAAUACGCCAACGUCGCAAUUUCUCUCACAAAUGACAAUGGUGAAAGCUUCAUCUACGGUUACGUUCCUAUCGUCGUUGCGAAAUGCGGGGUGUUCUUGAAAGAAAAGGCAACCGACGUGGAAGGCAUCUUUCGACUCAACGGUUCCGCGAAGCGCAUCAAGGACCUUCAAGAGAUCUUCGACUCCCCCGAGCGUUACGGAAAAGGUCUCGAUUGGACCGGUUAUACUGUGCACGAUGCCGCCAACGUCCUCCGUCGUUAUCUCAACCAGCUUCCCGAGCCGAUCGUGCCGUUGGAUUUCUACGAGCAAUUCCGUCAGCCGUUGCGCACCUAUCAGCGCCAGGUCCAAGGUCUUGCGCCAGCCAACGAGGCGGAGAUUUUUGAUCACGCCAAAGCCGUCGCAGCCUAUCAGCAGCUCAUCAGGGAGCUCCCGCCGCUCAACAAGCAGUUGCUGCUCUACAUUCUCGAUCUCCUGGCCGUUUUCGCUUCCAAAUCGGAGCAGAACCGGAUGACCUCCGCCAACCUGUCCGCCAUAUUCCAGCCUGGAUUGCUCUCCCAUCCCCAACACGACAUGUCGCCCGAUGAAUACAAGCUGAGCCAGGAUGUUUUGAUCUUCCUUAUCGAGAACCAGGACCACUUUCUGUUCGGUAUGAACGGCACCGCGGCGGACGAGGAGACCGUCAAGGCGGUUGAGUCUGGCGGCAUCGCCCCUCGCGCACCCACGACCACCCAGACCAGCAUCCGUCGUUCCGUCUCCAGCGCCAGCGGCGGCGCAGAUAGCUUCCGCAAGUAUGGCAGCCUUCGACGCAACGUGUCCGUGUCCUCCAAGAAUUCGCGAAACUCGAACGCCGCCACCAGCCCUGGCACGCCGUCGUCGUUGAGCGGAGUGCACCGCAGCAAUACCCUUCCGUCGAAAAUGGCUCCUCCUAUGCAGCGCAGGGCCGUUCAAGAGUCCGCCACUGGCAAUACCACGGGACCCGCACCGUCCGCCAAGCCGAGCCCGUCACCCAGUCGGACACCUCCCUCCACGGAGGGCAACAACCACAUUCGUAUUCAGGUUCCUUCAGGCACUGAUGGGGCAUCGGUGAUUGGUACAUCUGGGAUGGCAUACGUCCAUUCGGCCACUCAUGGACCCAUUCCCAAGCGUUUCGCAGGGCAUGUCACCGUCCCUGAGCCCCAACCUCCCCGCGAAGCAUCCGUCUCCCCUCCCCCUCCUGCGGUAGUCACUCCAACCAAGGAACGUAAACUGUCCAACUUCUUUUCCAAGUCUCCACCACCCAGCGGUGAGCAGCGACAACCGAACCGGUUGAGGAAAAAGCGGAGUCCGGGUAGUGUCUGUGAGAGCGCCCAGAGCUCAUCUCAGUCCCUUCAGGGCGUCACUGCUGACAAUAUUCCCCGCACCGUGCCUCCAGAGAAUGGAGUAGCGGCAAACGGUGCUCAGGAUGAAUCCCACACCAAUAACCAGGAAAACGGUACUUCCCAGAGUGAAAACGGACAGACGCUGACAACGGACACUUCGCUGAAGCCACACUCACGAACACCGUCAAUGCGCUCGCGCUCGUCCUUCACGGACCAGUCAGAUCUCGAACAACUCGACGAGACCGCGCGAGCGGAACGCAAAGAACACCGACAGAGCUGGAAAUUUCCCCGUUCGUCUAAACGAAGCAGCGAACAGAUCGGUCUCGUGUCGCCUCCCUUGGGAGCGACCAACCCGAGUGCUACUCGCAGCGCCAGUUCAAUUGGUAGUUGGCACCAGACCAGCCGCAGCUCACCAUCAGACCUCCAACAGUUUGUCAAUGACCCAGCGAACCAACCGCUCAGUCUUGACGCCGAACUCAACAAUAACGGCUCUCCCAAGGAAAUUGAACCAGAGAGGCGAAGUCUGUUUGGAAAGUUCAAAGCCAAGGUCGGGUUAAGUCGCGACGGAAAAGACACCGACUCUCUCAGAGACCGGACGCGGAGUCCAGUAAACUCGGACACCGAAAUGUCCGUGUCCAAUCUAACGUUGUCACCGCCGCCAAGCAAGGUCAGCAACGGCAGCAAGUCAGCACCUGAAGCGAAUGGUCCUGACGAGUCUCCUGUGUCCCCGUUGCCAGGCUCGGGGUUGCCACAUGCCAUUCCGGAAGAGCCAGGCUCGCCAGAGUCUCCUGUUGCAUCGGCUUUUGUUGAGCAAAAGGAGCCUGUUACGAGUGCUCCUGAGUCGGCACCUGCUCAAACUGAGGCCGCCGCUGGGCCACCUAAAGAGCUGAACUAA